Molecule: messenger RNA, 936 nt
Organism: Myzus persicae (green peach aphid)
Lineage: Eukaryota; Metazoa; Arthropoda; Insecta; Hemiptera; Aphididae
Product: nanos homolog 1-like
Exons: 3
Coding region: 227-859 (210 amino acids)
Biological process (GO): oogenesis; negative regulation of translation
Cellular component (GO): perinuclear region of cytoplasm
Molecular function (GO): mRNA binding; zinc ion binding
Source: RefSeq, a predicted model, not a curated record
AGCAGACCGAGUCGCUCUUCUUGAUAGAACACUGAACGCCUGAACGAAGUUUUCUUUCAGUACAAAAAUAGCCACCGUUCAACAAUUAUUUCUUUCGGACAGUUGCGUUGUUAAUUAUUAUAUAUUCAAUUAUAUAUAAGUAUAUAUUAUUGGUACGUUAUAGUUAUAGGUAUUAUAUUUUUUAAUACGCUGAAAUCGUAAUUUUCUCCGAAAAACAGACGUUAUAAUGAGCGACCGUAGCAGAUUCGCGUUCGGCAGCCAGACCCAAGCGCCCCAGUACCAGAACCGAUGCGCUCUGUGCUUGACCACGGACGAUGGGAACGCGGCGGGUGUCUGUCAGCACACCGCCAGCGUCGAGUCGGCACUGCACUAUCUGCGGAAUUACGGGGCCCCGACGAGUCCGCCGUACGGCCCGUCGACGUACCACGGCCAGGACGCAGGCCAGGCGCCGUCUGCACACCCGUCGUUCGGCGGCUGCUCUCCGCCCGUCUCGCCCAACUACUACACGCUGGCCGAGUUCCUGUUGCGCAUGAACCGCAUGCAACAGGAGAACAACGGUGGCUACCAUCACUUGCGCCAGCCUCCGAUUUCGUCCAGACCGCCCAAGCCCAAGUCCGAGAUGGGAUGCCUGCGCGAGUGCGCGUUCUGCAAGAGCAACGGCGAGACGGCCGAGUUCUACAAGUCGCACUUCCUCAAGGACCCCGUCGGCCGAGUCAGAUGCCCGAUACUGCAACGGUAUCAAUGCCCGUUUUGUUAUGCAACUGGAGAGAACGCCCACACAAGGCGUUACUGUCCAAAAAAUCCAAACAAAAUGUGUUUUAUCAAAGGAGAUCAACUUGUUAAGCAAAAUUUGCAGUGAAAAAUAAAUAUUAUUGUUUGUAUGUUUAGUUAAUAUAUUUUAAAAUAAUUGUUUUGGAUUUAAUAAUUAUAGUAAUU